GCCAGUGGCGACAAGGUGGACGCGGACACCCUGCAGGUGCUUCAAGACGUGGCCAAUCGCCUGCGAAUCCACUCGAUCCGGGCCACGUGCGCCAGCAGCUCGGGCCACCCCACAUCGUGCUGCAGCGCGGCAGAGAUCAUGGCUGUGCUCUUCUUCCACACCAUGAGGUACAAACAGGCAGACCCGGAGCACCCGGACAACGACCGCUUCGUCCUCUCCAAGGGCCACGCCGCACCCAUCCUCUACGCGGCCUGGGUGGAGGUGGGCUGCCUCGGUGAGUCUGACUUGCUGAACCUGCGGAAAAUCCACUGCGACCUGGAGGGCCAUCCCACCCCUCGGCUAUCGUUUGUGGAUGUGGCAACAGGGUCCCUUGGGCAAGGCCUGGGUGCGGCCUGUGGUAUGGCUUACACCGGCAAGUACUUUGACAAGGCCAGCUACCGCGUGUUCUGUCUCAUGGGGGAUGGCGAGUCCUCGGAAGGCUCGGUCUGGGAGGCCUUGGCCUUUGCCUCCCACUACAACCUGGACAACCUCGUGGCGAUCUUUGAUGUGAACCGCCUGGGACAAAGCGGCACUGCACCCCUAGAGCACUGCCUGGACGUCUAUGAGAAGCGCUGCCAAGCGUUCGGAUGGAAUACUUUCUUGGUGGAUGGUCACGACGUUGAAGCUCUCUGCCAGGCCUUUUGGAAAGCAGCUCAAGUCAAGAACAAACCUACCGCCCUGAUUGCCAAGACCUUCAAGGGUCGGGGUAUUCCCAACAUCGAGGAUGCCGAAAACUGGCAUGGGAAGCCCAUGCCGAAGGAUAAUGCUGAUGGGAUUGUCAAGUUGAUUCAGAGCCAGAUACAAACACACAGAAAUCUCACACCAAAGCCCCCUGUUGAAGAUUCACCCCGAAUCACCAUCUCCGACAUAAAGAUGACCUCUCUGCCUGUUUACCAACCGGGUGACAAGGUGGCCACCCGAGAAGCAUGUGGCUUGGCUUUGGCUAAAUUGGGCCACACUCACAAAAGAGUUAUUGUUCUAGACGGUGACACAAAAAACUCGACUUUUUCUGAGAUAUUCAAGAAAGAGCACCCCGAGCGUUUCAUAGAGUGCUUCAUUGCUGAACAAAACAUGGUAAGUGUGGCGUUGGGGUGUGCCACACGAGGACGAACUGUGGCUUUUGUUAGCACAUUUGCUGCCUUCCUGACCCGAGCAUUUGAUCAGAUCCGAAUGGGGGCCAUCUCCCAAGCCAACAUCAACUUCGUUGGUUCCCACUGCGGCAUAUCUAUUGGAGAAGACGGCCCUUCCCAGAUGGCCCUGGAGGAUCUAGCCAUGUUCAGAAGUAUCCCCACCUGCACGGUUUUCUAUCCAAGUGACGCUGUCUCCACGGAACAUGCUGUUUAUCUGGCAGCCAACACCAAGGGGAUGUGUUUCAUUCGGACCAGCCGGCCAAAAACUGCAGUUCUCUAUACUUCCCAAGAAAGCUUUGUGAUUGGACAGGCCAAGGUGAUCCGCCACAGUGCAGAUGACAAGGUGACAGUUAUCGGAGCAGGAGUUACUCUACAUGAAGCCUUAGUGGCUGCGGACAGGCUCGAGGAACAAGGCAUUUUUAUUCGUGUCAUUGACCCAUUCACUAUCAAACCUCUGGAUGCCGCCACCAUCAUUUGCAGUGCCAAAGAUACAGGUGGCCGGAUCAUCACAGUGGAAGAUCACUACCGAGAAGGUGGCAUUGGGGAAGCUGUGUGUGCCGUCAUCUCCAGAGAGCCUGACAUAAUUGUUCAUCAGCUUGCAGUAACGGAAGUACCGCGAAGUGGAAAACCUAGCGAAUUGUUGGAUAUGUUUGGAAUCAGUGCCAGACACAUUAUAGCAGCUGUGAAAGAUACCUUAAUGAAAAUGAACUAG
Molecule: messenger RNA, 1881 nt
Organism: Cricetulus griseus (Chinese hamster)
Lineage: Eukaryota; Metazoa; Chordata; Mammalia; Rodentia; Cricetidae
Source: RefSeq, a predicted model, not a curated record